Messenger RNA from Lottia gigantea (owl limpet), 894 nucleotides. RefSeq lists its product as hypothetical. The transcript has a single exon. Bases 1 to 894 code for a protein of 297 amino acids. NCBI's taxonomy places the organism in Eukaryota, Metazoa, Mollusca, Gastropoda, Lottiidae. The record is from RefSeq and is a predicted model, not a curated record.
AUGCCAAACGCUGGGAAUAAUGAGAAAUCUAAUUUAUCGACAGAUUCAGAUUUGGAAGUAAGUGUUCGUUCCGAAUCGCCGUCUGUUAAAGUUUCGCAAUCGAAGAAGAAAACUCGUUCGAAAAGAGUGUCAUCCACCGAGGUGAACAAUCGACUUAACAAUUUGGAAGCGAAAGUGGAUGAUAAAUUUGAUAAAUUAAUCCUACUAUUUACAGUUUGCCAAAUCCAUCAGAAUACCGGUUGUUUAACUCCGCGGAGAUCUGUUCGGGAUGAAAAUCAGGAUAUUGGGGAUUUAGUCUCACAGAUACCUAAAAACUCCUCCGAUAGUGGGAGAAUAGAUCCCUCCGGAGUCCCUAAGUUGUUGAUCAAUCCAGAAUUUCGAGCAAGAAACUUAGAAAUGGAUGUUUUAUCUCUCGCCCCCGAUGAACAGGAAGAGCGAGAAUUUAUGGCGUCAUUGUCUGAUCAGGAGUCGAAUUUAGGACCCGAUUCUCAUGUCGAUUUGCCCCAUAGUCCUCAAAAGAGACUAAAGUCUUCAGCUGACAACAACAGGCCUUCGUAUGUGAACUAUUUGCCUGAAACAAGCACUUUACAAAACACAAUGAAAGAAAAUGUAGAGUGUCAAAGUUCUGAUGUUUUGUCCAAGCUAUUUGGGAGUUCAGUGAACGACGAUGUGCAUAAAGUUGGACUGAUUUUAGACAAGUCCCAGUCUGACACCCUAUCGAAAUCUUGGAGAAGCCAAAAUCCGGAUCGUCUUACAGCAUAUAAAGAAGAAUACCGUAGCUGUUUUCCGGUUCAUGAACUUUCAGAGCAGUUUUUCAACGUCCCUAGCUUAGAUGACAUAUAUCUCAAAUGCAUAUUUGCAACAAGCUCUUGGUACCUUUAUGAACAAUUUUAA